UUCAGGCUUCCCUCUCUUACUCUCUGUUCAGUGUUCACGGUAGCGGUUGUAGCGGGCGGCUCCGGCAGCGACAGCGAAAAUGGGACCACCGAAGGCGGUGCGAACAGUAUCACAGGAAGCGUUCGAUGAAAUGGUGAAGGAGAACAUGGAGGACCUCGGAAUGGACGCAACCGAAGCUCUCGAAGACGCAAUCCAAACACUAACCCUCCAAGGCGUCGAUCUCUCCGGCAUAGUGACUUGCGUCCCGGGAGUGAGUUCCGUGAAUGACAAUCCGGUUAUUCAAACGAUCGAGAGACUGAAGCAGCUGGAUCUCAAGUUGGCUAGUUCAGUCGAAAACGAUGGUGUUCUGAAGGAAAUUGUGGAAUUGUUGGAUAGGUUGAAUGAUUCGUGCACUGGUAAAGGAUCAGGUAAUGUGGCUAUUGCUACCAGGAAUGGCGGAGUGCAAUUAGUGUCCUCCGUACUUUUGAAGCUUCCUAGUGCGUUCAAUCAGGGCGUGAUUUCCUCUUUGAAGACAUUGGCUUCGCUACUUCAUGAUCUUCAAAGCACAGAAAUGUUUAGGGAGAGUGGUGGACCAAAAGCAGUUGUUGGUAUCCUAAAGGAUAAAAGUGAGGAUGUAAAUAUUUUGGAUAAUGGAUUUUCUGUUGUUGCGGCAGCUGCAACUGGUAAUGAGGUUCUCAAAGCAUCAUUUAUGGACCUGAAAAUUGAUGAGCUCAUUGUUCAGUGUCUAAGAGAACACAGCAGUGGGAGCAUUCCUUGUUUAUAUGAUGCUAUACGAGUCCUGUUAACAUCUGAUGAUAAUCGUGUUGUAGCUUCUCAAGUUUUUGGAUAUGCUCGAAGAUUUGCAAAGACUGGAAUUGCUGAAGCACUUGUGGGAUCUCUCAAUCAAGGGAUUAGGACUCCCAGUCUAAUGUCAGCCUGCAAUGCUUUGAAAGCCAUUGCUGUUAAUGAUGAAAUAUGCAGAGGUGUUGCUGAUAUUGGUGGUAUAGAUGCAAUUCUUUGUUGUAUUGAUGAAAGUGGUCAACAGGGAAACAAUGCCUUAGCAAAAACUUGCUGUUCUUUGUUAUCUAAGUUGGCAGGAAGUGAUGUAAACAAGGGUGCUAUAGUUGAGAAGAGAGGCAUGGAAAGGCUUAUUAAAAUUUCAACACUAUUUUCUGAUGAUCCUUCUGUACUUCAAGAGAUCAUGUCUAUUAUUUGUGUGCUAUCCUUGAGAUCCCCAGAUAAAGCAGCUCGGGCUAUUGAAGCUGGAGCCGGUGACCUUGCUAUCCAUGCCAUGAAUAGAUUUCCUGAAUCAGAGCAACUGCAAAGGAGCGCUUGUUUCAUGAUUCGUAAUCUUGUGGUCAGAAAUCCUGAGAACAGAGCACUUUUGCUUGGCAAUGGUAUUGAGAAGCUCAUCAGGAAGGCUAAGUCAAACCACAGAAGCUGCAAAGAUGCUGCGACUGAUGCACUAAGAGAUCUUGGACUUGAUGACUACAACUCUUAGUCUACAAUUCUGAAUUGGUAAAUCUGAGUCUAGUGCUUUCUUCUUUUUGUUUUUUUGGGGAAAUAUUCUUCCAACUUUUCAGCUUUCAAUGGUUUUCAGUUGUGCAUGUAUUUGGAUGGCAUUACAAGAAACCCAUUUACAAUUAAGUGUGAUCAAUUUGGCUUCCA
Messenger RNA from Ipomoea triloba (trilobed morning glory), 1647 nucleotides. RefSeq names its product armadillo repeat-containing protein 6. Bases 80 to 1480 code for a protein of 466 amino acids. Gene Ontology annotation, molecular function: protein binding. The transcript has 8 exons. Lineage: Eukaryota; Viridiplantae; Streptophyta; Magnoliopsida; Solanales; Convolvulaceae. The record is from RefSeq and is a predicted model, not a curated record.